CUCAGAGUUUAUUUUAUUGUAGUCCAUCUGCAUUUUCACAGCCAUGGUGUUCAUUAUUAUCGUUUUACUGAAUCUCCUCAUAGAGGCUUCAGUGUCGUUGACUGUGGUGGUUCCUCCUGAUCCUAUAGUGGCUCAUGUGGGAUCCACAGUGAUUCUUCCCUGCUGGAUCUCUCCUCCUGAGAACGCUGAAGCUCUGGAAAUCCGCUGGUACCGUCAGGAUCAGUUCAACAACCCUGUUCUGCUCUAUAAUCAAGGGAAGAUCCAGGACGUCCAGGAGGAAUCAUACAGGAACCGAAGCUCUCUGGCUCUGCGGUCAGAUCAGUCUGGUGGACUGAAAUAUGGAGAUGUCUCUCUACGACUGGAGAAACUCAGAGUACAAGAUGGAGGUUUAUUUCACUGUUAUGUGAGCGGAGAACAUUCAUAUGGGAGUGAAGAGAUGACUCUCAAAAUCACAGCUUUAGGAUCCGCUCCUGUCCUGUCUCCAGAGUCUCUAGAUGAUGGUCGUGUGAACAUCAGCUGCAGGUCCAGCGGCUGGUAUCCAGAGCCCAGUGUCUCCUGGACGUCAGAUGAAGGAAGGGUUCUCCGUCCUGGAGGAACGUCUCACACUCGUGGAGCAGAUGAGAUGAUCUCUGUCCACAGCUGGACGGCUGUCUCUCUCUCAGACGCUCAACUGGUCUCAUGUUCAGUCUCUCUCAGACCUGGAGAAUUAAAAGAAGGAAGACUGGACAUACAGGGCAUUGUGUGUUCAGAUUCAUCAGGUCCAUGGAAGGCUCUUUUCUUCUCCGUUCUCAUCUGUUCUCUUCUGGGUUCGGUUUGGCUGAUCUUCUAAUAUAGGUGGAAAGAAGCUAAUUAGGGGCCAAGCCCAAAGGGCUGUAGCCCCUAUUGUAU
Messenger RNA from Carassius auratus (goldfish), 888 nucleotides. Its product is annotated as butyrophilin subfamily 1 member A1-like. Gene Ontology annotation, cellular component: external side of plasma membrane. Lineage: Eukaryota; Metazoa; Chordata; Actinopteri; Cypriniformes; Cyprinidae. Gene Ontology annotation, molecular function: signaling receptor binding. Gene Ontology annotation, biological process: T cell receptor signaling pathway; regulation of cytokine production. Bases 44 to 829 code for a protein of 261 amino acids. The transcript is spliced from 4 exons. The record is from RefSeq and is a predicted model, not a curated record.